Messenger RNA from Cantharellus anzutake, 567 nucleotides. RefSeq lists its product as uncharacterized. The record is from RefSeq and is a predicted model, not a curated record. The transcript has 3 exons. Bases 1 to 567 code for a protein of 188 amino acids. NCBI's taxonomy places the organism in Eukaryota, Fungi, Basidiomycota, Agaricomycetes, Cantharellales, Hydnaceae.
AUGUGGCGAAACGUCCCUAUUCCAGGGUCAUUCUCCAUUAACGAUUUCCAGGACAGAGUCAUUAUCUGUGGUCAACUAUGGGUUAUGCAGGGCCAAAAUGAUAUGGGCCAAUGGCGAUGGACCCAUUUCAUGCUCCCAUUCCUGAACACCCCCGAUGGGUUCAAAUUUCUUAUCAACCUUAACUGGAUCGACAAACACGCUGUGAACAGCAUUGAUAAUGCCCCACCAGAAUUCAAACGCCUGGCUUUGAUGCCUGGCGUUAUCAAAGAAGCAGGAAUGAAAUACAUCCUGACCUCAUUUUGGAAGCACCACCCAUCCGACGAGGCUAAGGGGUUUCCGCCACCUCCUCCAGAGGUGAGCACUGUUCCUCCCCUCAACUCCGAGGAUACAUCAAUGAGUGGAGAGUCAAGUUUCGUGGAACAGACUGAAGCCAUUCCACCUGCAACCUUGGCAACAAGGCGCUUCCCUGCAGCUCAGCGCCAGCAUAUGGCAGCAGCUGAGGAUGACGGAGCCGGGCCUUCGACAAAUCCACAGGCUAAUAUGCCCGGACCUAGCAGCGUGGCCUGA